UUGAGUCGUGAAACUCGCGGAGACGUUCUCGGUCGCGCGCGCCCUCGUGCCUAAAACUUACUCUCACGGUGUAACGUGACGGUUCGUAACGAAAAUUUCCACACCGAGAACGACUGCGAGUAUAAAUAAAUAAACGGUAAGCAUAUAAAAUCGCGUGCGCUUUAAAUUUGCGAUAACGCGCGGUGACGAACGAUCCUUUCGAAAUCUAAAGAGCCGCGUGUACGAGUGCGCGAGUGAGUGCCUGCUGUGAGUGCUUCAGUGUCAGUGGCGACAAUUCAUUUUUAUACUUACUAUAAUAAAUCGUUCGCGUGUUUUAUACGAAAUGCGUUGAGAGGAGAUCAAGCAACGACGUAGCAACAAAUUUGAAACAUGGGAUAACUCCCUCCCGUCUUCGCUCAAAGGGUGAAACAGAAAUAUCGUCGAAGGCAUGCCCGAGGAUGCGCUUAGACACGGCGCCAACGUCGGCGGACACGAGGAUUCUCUUUUUUCGUGAUUAAUCUUCUCUCCCUCGAUCCUUUCUUUCACUCUCACUUUCUUCUUUCCUAUCUUCAUCUCCUUAUUCUGUCCCCCAAUCGCUGUCCCUCUUCACUUUCUAUCUCUCCCUCUCUUUGCCUCGACCAGACUGGAGGGCUCGAGAUUACGAUUUCUCGUCGUGGAUGACGCCCGACGAGACUGGCAAAUCGACUGCUGAUAGGAAAUGGCGUGGUUACGAGGCUGAUUGAGAGGUAAAAGAGCGGAGCCCGGGCGCGCGGCGAUUGCUCGUUGAAGCUCAUCCGAGAUGAUGAACUCGAAUGGAAAUGCCGGCUCCGAGGACGUUGGAAACAACGGGGAAUACGGCAGCAGCGAAGAAACUGCAGCGUUGCUUACUCGUGGAGCACCGCCCCCGGUUGUGGUCGGAAGUACGACAAGCGUGCCCCAGGGGAAGCCCGUUUUAACGCGGCAAGAUCGUGCAACCUUUCUCGUAGCCUCGCCCCAGCUGUCGGUCUCGGGACUCGGCGGAUCCGAGGAAAGCGCGACCAAUGAAGACACCUCGACCAGAUCGGUACCCGACAUCGAGUUACAUUGUCGACUCGAUGGAAACGAACCGCAACAAGCUUUGGUCCAACAACACUCGCACGUCUCACCCGUUAAUCCUACUGCCUCGACGAUUUACGGAGCUCAGCGCAUGAGACAACUAUCAACGGCGGGUGCCCAUCCGUACAAUCGUUGUCGUUGCGACCGGAGAGAAUCUCUCGCACCUUCAUCAGCACUUCACUUGGCUCGCAGUAUAUCAAGGGAAAGCGUUAAGAGCGGAGGCCACCACUGCUGUCCGUGUCAAGCACCAGCACCGCCACCCGUACUCGUGACAACUUCGCCAAGCACGCGGAUCAUACGUCAGAGUUCUCAACCCGAGGCCUCGGCUUGCUGUUGUUCAGGAUGCUGCUGUCCCCUUCACUCGGGUGCAGCACCCAGUGCAGCCUCCCUGAGGCAACUCCGCGAACCGGGCGAUGGAAUAGCCGGCAUUGCUGCGGAUUCGUUACGAAUCAAUGGCGGCAUUCGGCAAUUUCGACAGUUUCCGUGGUGGUGCAAAUCUUCGCCGACUACGACGGCGACUACGCCGCCUCCGCCGAUCGCAAGUUCCGGGUCAGCUUCAGGCUCCGGCUCGGCUUCCGGUGCUCAGGGUGUCGUUCUUUGUCCACGCACGCUGUCGCAGGUUCGACGCUCGAGAUUGCGACGCGCUCUCACCGAGGCAACCGCCGAGACCGUCACCUACGUAAAGACGCUGCGGAAGCCAGUCUCGACUCUCUCGAUUCCCGGUGCGAUGAAGAGCAGCAGCGGGGGUGGAGCGGGAAUGCCCGGUGGUGUCGGUGGUGGAUGUGGGAGCAACGUCGGGGCUGUUAUCGGUGGGGGUGGUGGCGACGAAGCCGGUAUUGCCCUGGUCGGGGUACACUCGGAAUAUCCGAGGUACAUGGACGAGAGAGGUCUCGGUGGUGGUCCGAUGAAGGGUCCGUCCGGUAGCAUAGGACCCGCAUCGAAACACAAGCCAAACGUUGGCUAUCGACUAGGACGCCGAAAGGCACUUUUCGAGAAGCGAAAACGCAUUAGCGACUACGCCCUCGUCAUGGGAAUGUUCGGGAUCAUCGUCAUGGUAAUCGAGAACGAGCUCUCCAGCGCUGGAGUUUAUACGAAGGCCUCGUUUUACUCGACUGCACUGAAAACCCUGAUCUCCGUGUCGACUGUGAUACUGCUUGGCCUCAUAUUUGCUUAUCAUGCCUUAGAAGUUCAGUUAUUCAUGAUCGAUAACUGUGCGGAUGACUGGCGAAUAGCAAUGACCUGGCAACGAAUAUCUCAAAUAUCCGUGGAACUGGCAAUUUGCGCACUUCACCCAAUACCCGGAGAAUAUUAUUUCCUAUGGACGACCAAAUUGGCGAACAAGGGUGGCGACAUGGGGUCUCAAUGGGUUCCGUACGACGUAACCCUCUCGCUUCCUAUGUUUUUCAGGCUGUAUCUUAUCUGUCGUGUGAUGCUGUUGCACUCAAAGUUAUUCACGGACGCAUCGUCUCGGAGUAUAGGGGCCUUGAAUCGUAUUAAUUUCAACACGAGAUUCGUUCUCAAAACACUGAUGACCAUCUGUCCGGGUACCGUUUUGCUCGUUUUUAUGGUCUCACUUUGGAUCAUUGCCUCGUGGACACUGCGACAGUGCGAGAGGUUUCACGACGAGGAACAUGCCAAUCUUCUAAACGCGAUGUGGCUCGUAGCGAUCACGUUUCUUAGUGUCGGGUUUGGCGACAUAGUGCCGAACACUUAUUGCGGUCGAGGGAUCGCCGUGUCAACAGGAAUGAUGGGUGCAGGCUGUACAGCUUUACUCGUGGCGGUCGUUUCCAGAAAGUUGGAGCUGACCCGAGCGGAAAAACACGUUCAUAAUUUUAUGAUGGACACGCAGUUGACUAAAAGGUUAAAAAAUGCAGCUGCAAACGUUCUGAGGGAAACGUGGUUGAUCUACAAGCACACGAGGCUGGUAAAGCGGGUGAAUUCCGGCCGCGUGAGGACCCAUCAGCGCAAAUUCCUGCUCGCCAUUUACGCCCUCAGGAAAGUUAAAAUGGACCAACGAAAGUUGAUGGACAACGCGAACACGAUAACGGACAUGGCGAAGACUCAAAACACGAUGUACGAGAUCGUGUCGGACAUGUCGACGCGGCAGGAUACACUGGAGGAGCGUUUGGUCAGUUUGGACGACAAGUUGACGUCGUUGCAGGAGCAAUUGGACAUGCUGCCGGAAGCGUUAACAAGAUGCAUGGCUCAGCACGCGGAGCGUCUGGAGCAAAGACGAAAUUUCUUGCACCCUGAUACGGCGGUGGCGUUAGGAACGCCAGCCCCGAGUGGCUUGGGUGGUUUGGGGGCCGGGGGAGGAGGAGGCGGGGGGAUCGGUGGUGUCGGUGGAAUAUCGAGUGGUCUUGGAGCGAUUAAUGUUGGUAAUAGCCUAGGAAUUGGAAUUUCAGGAAGCAGUUUAGUAUCGGCUCAUCAUCCAAUAGCGAGCCUAUCCAAUUCGCCAUUACUGCCUCAUUCGCGGAGCGUACCAAACGCGCCGAGCACAAUGUCGCUUCAUCCGUGGCCGGCGAGCCCGGUGUUGCCACCGGUAUCGAGUAGAACGCCGCACCUGGUGCCGGAGACGGGUAAGCAGCAGACGCAGCCGCAGCAGCAGCAGCAGCAGCAGCAGCAACGGCAGCAGGAACAGCCACAGCAGCAACACCAUGGAAUUUUGCAGCACGCAACGACGGUCCCGACGACGACGCAAUCCGCGACAAGAUUAACGUCCCAGGCGGGAAUGGGAGGCCUCGGCAACAGUCAGGGUUCGGACACCUCGGCGCACAGCUGAGUCGCGUCUCUGCAGCCGCAGCACUCGUAUUGAAACCGGAACAUCGAGGUACAACCAGCUGACAAUUACAAGAGAGAUACGAGCAACAAGGACUUGAAAGAGAGGCGGGAAAGAGUGGGCCGUCGAUGAAGUUGACGCGCGCAACUCGUUAGCGCCAUCGCGACAAACCUCUUCGUCGUACUCCCUCAUUUCCGAUCCCACUUACCUUGCCGUUGCUUCUUUCCUCCUGGCUAUUUUCAAUCCGCCAACCUUAACCUCCGGGACCAUCCCCGUUGGCGGAUCAACCGUGCCGCUCCCCCUCCGCCGCGAGCUCUUUUUUCUCAUGGGUAAUGGGAACAAAAGCCCGACGUAAUACGAGCGAGGGUGGCUUCUCCGUAGCCGGAAUAACAACAGCAACAAUAGCAACGUCGCCGAACAACUCCUCGUUCCGCUGAUUUUCCCUCGGGGAAAGAGCGUUUCAUCGCGUUCGUUAUCGCGCGCCGCGCGUUGUCACGAGAACCAAGACUUCCGUUAUCGAGAUCCCAAGCUCGUGCCCGAUCUAUCAAAAUUCUACUAUAUUUUCUCCCCUCACGAGGCUCCUCCUGGCAGCCGCAUUUUUUCUUUUCUACUCCGAUGCGCCCGAGUUACUCGAGUUCAAGGACGCACCCGGAGCAGGGUAUUUGACCUCGGUUCACGCGAAUAAACCAUCCUCCAAAAAGUAUCUACGUUCGCUAACGAAUACCCGAGGAUCCGAUUACUCGCGUGACGAUUAUUCAAGUUAACUUGAACAAUCAUUUCAGUUGUUUAUUUAUUUCUAGGAGCAAUUCAAAUACGAGAAAUCACAACAAAAUCGCUCUCUCGUUUCAAACCCACCGAAGAGUUACUGCUCGCGGUUGCAAACGAAGAAUUCUCAUGCGCGUGUAAAUAAAUAUCGGUAGACGAAUGAGAAUUAAGGAGAAACGAGGGAAUGGAAUAUUAUAUUUGUAUUGUACGAGCGCGGCCUGAUCUCGGCCUGGAUAUUAAGUCUUUGCAAAAUCUGCACGCGGAAACCGCGUUUAACGAAUUCGAGAUAAAAACAUUAAGAAGAUUAAGAUUUUAGAAACUCGCUGCGGACUGCUCUUGCCCAAAUUGCGUGCCUCAAAACCAUUUUUUCUUAUAUUAAUAUAAAAAUACUGUAUUUGAAGUCCCUUCUCUACUCAUAUGCAUAUAAAUAAAUAUGUCAAUUCACACAGUUAUAUCGUGUGAAUUUACAUAAAUAUAUUAUAUCCGUAUAGAAGAAAAAUCUCACAAACAAUAACUUUUUCUCUGCGUUCCGCGUUUACGAGCGCCCGAGAAACUGAAAGAAACAAUAGUGCGCCAAAAGCAGGCGUGAUGAAACAUUUACGGGGGGGAAAAAAAAAAAAAAAAAAAAACAAUCGUAAGCGUUCAUUACGACGAAACUUCUCCAAAUGAGCAUUCGAGAUUUCGACGACACACAAAUAUCGAUGAAAAAUUAUACCGAAGAGAAGAAAUUUGAAGAAUAAUUGAAAAAAAAAAAAAAAAAAAUAUGAAAAUAUGAAAAAAAAAAAAAUUAUUUUCUCGAUAUAAAGAAACUUUUCUACGAAUUAUUGAAAACACACACACACACACGCGCGAUGAGCGACGUAAUCAUCUCUACUACGAUUCUCGAUAACAACAAUACACGUAAGCAACAAAUCUAUCAACUUGUUCGUCUUCAUAUCGAAGUCAAACUCAAACGAGUCUCGAGUGAUGAAAGAAAAAAGUUAACAAUAAAUAACAAAAAAAAGGAAUAAAAAAAAAA
Molecule: messenger RNA, 5636 nt
Organism: Venturia canescens
Lineage: Eukaryota; Metazoa; Arthropoda; Insecta; Hymenoptera; Ichneumonidae
Gene: SK
Product: small conductance calcium-activated potassium channel
Exons: 12
Coding region: 779-3856 (1025 amino acids)
Biological process (GO): potassium ion transmembrane transport
Cellular component (GO): plasma membrane; neuronal cell body; neuron projection
Molecular function (GO): calmodulin binding; small conductance calcium-activated potassium channel activity
Source: RefSeq, a predicted model, not a curated record